Messenger RNA from Serpula lacrymans var. lacrymans S7.9, 870 nucleotides. RefSeq lists its product as uncharacterized. NCBI's taxonomy places the organism in Eukaryota, Fungi, Basidiomycota, Agaricomycetes, Boletales, Serpulaceae. Bases 120 to 560 code for a protein of 146 amino acids. Gene Ontology annotation, cellular component: cytosolic small ribosomal subunit. Gene Ontology annotation, molecular function: structural constituent of ribosome; RNA binding. The record is from RefSeq and is a predicted model, not a curated record. The transcript is spliced from 5 exons.
AGGCUAUCCGACCGACGUCAAGACUUAUAACAAGGCCCUCUUCGCCUCUUCAAGCAAACCCGGAACAAGUGCGAACAGCAGCAUCGCACUUCCGCACCAAAAACAUCUAAUCGCCCAGCAUGAUCAUCUCCAAGCAGAACAGGCGCGUCAUCUACGAGAACCUUUUCAAGGAGGGUGUCCUAGUUGCCAAAAAAGACUUCAACGCGCCGAAGCAUGAAGAACUCGAUGUCCCUAACCUCCAGGUUAUCAAGGCCAUGCAGAGCCUGACCUCGAAGGGUCUCGUUAAAACUCAAUUCUCGUGGCAAUGGUAUUACUACGUCUUGACCCCGGAAGGUGUCGAGUACCUCCGUGAAUGGUUACACCUCCCCGCUGAGAUCGUCCCUACCACACACAAGAAAGCUGUACGCCCCCCACGCCCUGCUGCUGCUCCUGGACGAGGUGGAGAGGGUACUUACCGUGCUCCUCGUGGUGACCGGGACGACUACCGCAAGAAGGAGGGUGCUCCCGCAGACUUCAGGCCACAGUAUGCUGGUGUUGGCAGAGGUGCUCCAAGGGAGUAAGCUGGAGGCAAGACCCAUAGAUAAGGCAUGGGGGUGAUCUUUUAUGCCCGAUUUGUGGUUGUGGAUUGAUGUUCCCCUGGUCAUAAAAUCUUGUAGUAUGAGCAUGUCCAUGCCCCUGACUUAUGCUAUGCUUUCUUUUCGCGCUCACUUUAUGACACGACUAUCCGCAUUAUAAUGAUCACUCGAGGACUCGUUCACUUCUCUGUGGGAUUUGGCUUACUCGACCGGUAUACAGAUUCACCUCCAUUUGGUAAUCGCUGUACUUUUGCAUCAUCAUGGUCUAUGUUAUGCGUGAAACAAUGGAACAUAG